AUGUCACAAGAGCAAGGCAAAGCACGGCCAUUUCCACGAGGCCUAAAUUAUGUUGCCCGACUUUGGCAACGAGUGAACGAUCGGACUGCUGCAAGUGAACAUCCUAGAACAUUGAAAUCCUCUACAUCCAAACCCAAGAAGGAAGACCUUGGAUUCCUGGAAUUGGUAUGCCCAGAGGAUCCCACCGUCGAUAUCAUAGCAAUCCACGGCUUGAAUGGUCACAGAGAAAAGACUUGGAUGACAGACGAUGGCGUUCUUUGGCUACGCCAAUUCUUGCCGUCCUCAUUGCCUCGUGCCCGUAUCCUGACCUAUGGCUACGACGCCGACACUCACAGUACGGAACUAUGCGCCGCCACGCCGUCGGUCUGGCUCUAUUUACGGAAGCGUAAAGAUGCUCCUCGACGCCCCAUCAUCUUUGUUGCUCACGAUUUGGGAGGCAUCAUUCUCAAAUGGGCGCUUGUCAUAUGCAACAAUGAGGACCUGGAAUCAAAAGACGGCCUACGAAAUAUCGUGGUAUCCACCCAUUCCAUCCUCUUCUUUGGAACCCCGCAUUCCGGCGUAGAAGAAACGCUCCUUAAGAAGAUCGUUCGCCUGGCAGCACCAUGUAUGGAAUCGACAGAAGUCAUUGCCAAGAACCUUCACGCUCACUCGGAUGAACUCGAAAACAUCCAGAGCUUGUAUCUCACCGCGAGUAAAAAGAUAAACAGCGUCUUCUUCUGCGAGGAAUACAGCACCGGAGCCGAAGAACAGCAGAUACAUCUGAAUGUUCCGUAUCACUCGGCGGUGAUCGCUGGCGAUCAAAACGCUAUUGCGAUCGUACUCCAUAGCGAUCACCAGAACCUUGUCAGAUUCCAGACGGAAGAGAGCGAAGAUUACCAAGCAGUUGCUUACUAUCUCACGGAGUGCGCUGAGAACGCCCCCGAUGCUGUGCACAAAAAAUGGUUUAUGGAGAAUAGCUUGCGCACCGUCGUGAAGGGAGGAACCAUCCCUCAACCAGACGAUGCGGUUUUCAUAUCUCAGAUGCCAAUAGUCGCCUUCGCCCCAUCUUCGGUCCAUACCACCUGUCUACAAGGAACUCGCCAGGUUGUCCUCGAGACAAUCUCGCAAUGGGCCGAUGGCGAUUCAUCAGAAAAACCGAUAUUCUGGCUAUGUGAUAUAGCUGGCUCUGGAAAAUCGACCGUCGCGAUGACUGUGAUGGAAAAGUGGAAGAAGCAGGGAAUCUUAGGUGGCGGAUUCUUCUUCUCCAUGGCAAGCAGCGAAGCCUCAAACACCGAAAGGUUUUGCUCGACCAUAGCGAGGGAACUCGCUCAACAUAUUCCUGAGCUUGGGACAUCGAUUGCCGAGGUCAUAAAACGGAAUUCCGCUCUCCUGCGAGCUUCGUUUGAUCAGCAGUUCCGAAUGCUCAUCACCGGUCCCCUCUAG
This is a messenger RNA of Serendipita indica DSM 11827, 1422 nucleotides long. The record is from the annotation of a GenBank genome assembly. Lineage: Eukaryota; Fungi; Basidiomycota; Agaricomycetes; Sebacinales; Serendipitaceae.